AUGAGAUGACAGGUGUUUCCUCCGUGUUGAGAACCAGUGACCCCUGGGAAUCGCAUUUCCCGCAGAGCAGGCACUCAUGGCGGGCUGAGUCCUACCCCAUGCCCUGGUGGCUUGGAAACCUGCACGCGCUAUGCAAAGCCCAACGUUUUCCAGAGAGGCUUUUGGGCUCAUCACUGGCCUGGGGAGGGCUAGACAUGGGGUCCCCACAGCUUGCCCCACACCACCUUUACACCCACACCCAGCACGUCCCCGUGGGGCCUGGGCAGGCUGUGGCCGCCUGCGCUACGCUGUUGCUCUGUCCCAGCUGGCUGGCUCCGGGUGUGGAACACUCUGGGCCUGUGCCGCUGGGGCGCGCACAGUGGGGUGACCGGCGGCCUGGCUGCAGAAACGUUGCACCCGUGCCUGAGGUGGGAGGACGUGAUGACGCGCCCCACGCAGCGGGAACCCAGGCCUUUAAAAAGCCCAGGAAACAGCCUCAGCACAAGCGGUGGCUCCACUGGAGGAAAGCACACCCCAGUCUCGCAUUAAAGAAGCCAAACUGUCGGCUUCAAAGAGAAAAGGCAACAUCCUGUCACAGGCCAUGCUCUGGCAAAAACAUCAGUUGGGCAAUUUCAGAUUCAAGCCUUGAUCUAAUAAGGAAAGAUACAUUCUUCUCCUCUGCUCUAUCCCUCACUGUGGUGCUGCCUUGCCAAUUCAAGAUUCAACCAGUCAGUUGUGAAUGGAGAGUGCUCUCAGUGGGUGAGACGGUUGGACAGAAAUGCAUGUUUAUCCUGCAGCCCACCUAGCCAUUAGAGCCACUCUCUUAAGUGUUGUCCACCCUGGUGCCUGGCCAUGGCAGCCCAUGGUACGUCACAAGAGAGAAAUGGCUGGGAGAAGGGUCUUCUCUCAAGGGUGCCUUGGAGGCUGUUUUACUGAAUGAAUGCCUUCUGACAUGUGCUGUCUUAAAGUUGCCCCAGAAGAGAAGAUACCAGUGACCAGGCCCUAGGUGUUUGCUUUGCUCAGAGCCAUCAGGAGGGACUGACUUACCUCCUUAGCUGAGUAGCUCCUGCACUGUGGCAUGAGUGUGGUUGGCAAGGUGUCAUUAAAUAAACAAGUGCUGACUAUUUUGCAUAUGUCCUGGGUGAUAUUUUAUUAUACUUUCAUCAAGGAACUGGAGUGCCAUGUUCAUUUAAAUCAGGACACUCCAUAUGUUCCUAGCUUGGUGCAAAGCAGAGACACAUGUCCACAUGCAGCCAGAGCAUGGCUGAGGGGACCAGUUGGCUCGAGUCUUCAUGCUCUGCACUCCCCAGCAGAACAGCAGCUGCAGGACUCUUAUUUUUGUGAUGUGGAGCAUGUCUGGGUGUGUGGCGGGGGAACUGAAAUAGUCUCUGCUGACUUUUUAUACCUACAGGUUUUGUUUCAUUGCUCAUUUUGGAAAAGGGAAGCUUUUAUUAGGGGACAAAUUAAUGGUUUCUCCGUAAAUGAUUUUUUUCUCUCUCAAACUCCAUUGGCCUGACUUCCAGUGGCAUAGAAAGGCAAUAUGGUGAACUUCUCAGCCCGAAAAAGAUUUCCAAUCAGGACCAAGGGGCUCAUGCUGAGGUGGAAAGAUUUUCCUCAGUGAUAGACUCUUGGAUACCCAUGGGAGACUUAAAAGGCUCUCAGACCACAGGAUUAAUGGUGAGAAAGCUUCAGGCUUUGAGGGUGUACUACCUGUAGCUGAAAGUUGAUCGGGGGAACUCCACUUUGGGAAAUUGGGCUUCUAUUUUCUCUGCUGAUAUCUUAUUAUUUCAAUCUCCUGGUUUAUUUUCUUUGGAUUUUUAAAUUAUUAUUUUAGAAAAUUAUUUAAAAGGUUAAAAACAUUUACCGUACAGAUUCCAGUUUAGUUGUUUUGAAGUUAAUUCAGGGAUACAGGAGCCCCAAGGUGAGGCAAUCGUGAUUUUAGACAAGCUUCUUUUCCCCUCCCAAAUUUGUAUUUGUGGGCUCAGUUCUCAUGAUGGUGACAGUAGGGAGCUCAGUGUUUACUGUGGAAUUAAAAAUGUUUAUUUUUGCUGCUCAUAGGUUGGUGUGAAAGGUACCAACUGCAAGUUUCAACUUGCAAAAACACUUGCCUGUUGGGCUCCUUUGGAAUUGUCUUGAGGCUUCAGAUUCUGAUAUUUUAUGAGCAUUUUGCAAAGCCACUAGGAGAAGCACCCUCCCUCUUACCUGCUCAGUUGGAGUCAGUUACAGGAUUGCUCGGCAGCUGGCUGUGGACACAUGGCGGGCAGUCAGGAGACCCUUGGAAGCUGUGGGAAUCCUGCAACGGCAAUAGGAAGAGGUGGGGACUUAGAGAUAGCGCCACAUAUGGUCUGUUGUGCCAGGGCACACCUGUUGACACUGUGCUUUCCAAGGAAGUCCAGACAUUAGAGGGUGAUGCUCUCUGCCCACGGCACCUCCAUCAAGCCCUCUUUGUUCAUUGAUUUACAAACAGCAGGAGGCAGAGAGCUGUCUCUUGACAAGAUCCUGGAAGUGCCCAGCUGGUCCCUUUCCAGCCAAGUGUGUGGUGUGUCCACUUCCUGGGAGGAACUGGGACCAGGAGGCCUCUGAGCCCUUCCUCAGAGGUGUACAUGCAAACGAGAGGGGGUGAGCCAUACACCUGUCUCUGAGCUGGUCUGAUAUAUGUUCAUAUGGGAUUGAGCCCUUUUUGUCCCUCAGCUGAAUUAAGAGGGUGACCACAGUGCUCAGACCCCCAAAUAACCCCUUUCCCAAAUUUCUCUUAAGUGCAGAAUGCCUCAGGCUGUACUUUAUGCCUAAGGAGUAGCUGGGAACUCAGUUGGAGAUAAGUGUGAAUUGCAGGAUACGACUGUGAACAAAACUGAUGUGUGCAACAGCAUGGAUGGAACCGGAGGACAGUCUGUUAAGGAAAUAAGCCAGGCACAGAAAGACACAUUUCUCAUGCUCUCACUCAUUUGUAGAAGCUAAAAAUUCACACACUUCUGGUAGAAUUAUGGCUACCAGAAGCUGGGAAGGGCAGCAGGGGGAGGGUGUGGGGAUAAUUAAUGAGUAUAAAAAUAUGGUGAGAGAGAAUGAAUAUGACCUAGUAUUUGAUAGCACCACAGGGUGACUCUAGUCAACAAUAAUUUAUGGUACACUUAAAAAUAACUAAAAAAAUAUAAUUGAAUUGUUUAUGACACGAAGAAGUGGUAAAUGCUUGAGGGGAUGGGUACUCCACUUACCUUAAUGUGAUGAUUAUGCAUUGCAUGCUCGUAUUCAAAUAUCUCAUGUACUCCAUAAAUAUAUACACUGGCUAUGUACUCAUAAAAAUUAAAAAUGCCGACAGCCAUGGGGUAAUCCUGAGAAAGAGUGAGCAGAGUCUGGGAGGGCAGGUGCUCUGCUGUCUGACACGUCAGGUCGUACCUGGGGUCUGUGGUCAUCGCUGGGCACCACCUGGCAGUAGGGAAAGUGGCAAAUGGAACUUGUGCAAGAGUGACUCACCCAGAAGGAAGGUGGGGAGACUGAAACCAUGUCAUUGUGAGAUAAGUCCCUUCAGACCUAGGGGGGCACCUAGUGUCUCUCAGAUGUGGAAAAGGAAUAUUACUACUAAUACGCAUGAUAAUAAGAGCUCACAUGUAUUAAAUGCUCGGUGCCAAACUCUAGUCCAAGCUCUUCACAUGUAAUCCUUAAAUUACCCUACAACAUCAUACCAUUAUGAUCUUCACUUUAUAGAUGAGACAGCUGUAAAUGGAUAAGGAUCGUGAGUUUCUUUAGAAGGUAACGGAGGGAAAUACAGCAUGUGUUACCAUAAGGCAGCUUCAGUAAGAUGAAGAGCUGUCUGAUAUGAUAUCCCCCUGUAAGGAAGG
Messenger RNA from Sapajus apella (tufted capuchin), 3815 nucleotides. It is a transcript of the gene POU2AF1, whose product is annotated as POU class 2 homeobox associating factor 1. Bases 6 to 785 code for a protein of 259 amino acids. Gene Ontology annotation, molecular function: DNA binding; POU domain binding; transcription coactivator activity. The record is from RefSeq and is a predicted model, not a curated record. NCBI's taxonomy places the organism in Eukaryota, Metazoa, Chordata, Mammalia, Primates, Cebidae. Gene Ontology annotation, biological process: positive regulation of transcription by RNA polymerase II. The transcript has 2 exons. Gene Ontology annotation, cellular component: RNA polymerase II transcription regulator complex.